AUGGCAGCCAUCAUGGCGGACACUUGCCUGCGUUUAGACGACGAAUCUGUCUUCGACUCUCAUACACAAGGAUUCAUCUCCAUUCUUAGCAAAGCCAUAGUUAUGUGGAAAGCAGGCCGUUCCGAACAUCCGGCAGGGCCUCUCCCGUGGCCACGCAUCUACAUGUCAAGGUCCAUCGUCGACAUUGGGUGGAUAGCUCCACUCUACUACACUGCUCUUAAGUGCCGUGUCCACCGCAUCAGGCUCCAAGCCAUCAGACUAAUAGAAACAACUUCAUACCGAGAAGGUAUGUGGGAUUCGAAAAUAGCUUCAUGCGUCGCGCGCAGGGUCAUGGAGAUCGAAGAAGGUGGCUUUUACAACGAUUUGGGCCCUGGUGAUGACUUCUCUCUUUCCAGCUCUCCUGAGAUUGACGACCUCUCUUUGCCAACGUCUCCGCAGCUUGACAGGAUAUGUGAAGUCCGUAUUGCCUUGUCUGAUGGCCCAACCGAUCCUAUACUCAUACAUUACAGACAAGCUCAGACGGCUUGGGAAGAUUCAUUGAUAUUCACAAGCGGCAAAGAUAAUGCAUAG
This is a messenger RNA of Exophiala aquamarina CBS 119918, 570 nucleotides long. RefSeq lists its product as uncharacterized. NCBI's taxonomy places the organism in Eukaryota, Fungi, Ascomycota, Eurotiomycetes, Chaetothyriales, Herpotrichiellaceae. The transcript has a single exon. Bases 1 to 570 code for a protein of 189 amino acids. The record is from RefSeq and is a predicted model, not a curated record.